AUGUCGCUUUUCUCCAAGAAGGAUCUAGGACUCUUGCUGCCGGACGACACACCCGGUGACCCGAUAUCGCUUCGCCACACCAAUACAAAAGAGAAGACUGACGUGUUCAAACCACUGAAGCCUCGAGUAGACCCGUCCAAGAAGGUGGUACGGUACCGGGCGGGCCAGGUGCCAAAGUUUGCGCAUGGAUAUGAAGAUGAUCGUGGCUUUGUAACAGCAAAUAGUCAAGUGCGAGUGCUGUCUAAGGCUAAAGCAAAACACAAGACGGGUCAGGUGAUCAGUACUGGACGAAAACGCGUGGAGGCACUGGUCGUGAGUUCUUCUGCACUUGUAGCAGAAAAAGUCAGUCGAAAUGAGGAAGAUGAUGCAAAAAUGAGUAGAGAUAACGAAGAGUCAAGUGGGGAAGACGUUGCGAAAGCGCUGCUAGAUUCGAGCUCGGAUGAGGAAGACGAUUCUGAUAUUGACCGACGUCGUCGAAUGCUACGCAGUAAAGUCAUGGCACGCGAAGCCCAGAGGGAAGAGAAGGAUAAGCAUGCCGAACCUGAGAAAGGAAGAGAAAGACAGCCAGUGGUGCCUCAAAUUGUGAAACAGAGCACAGUGACAGACCUGCUGCCUACUGCCAGUAAUGGCAACUUGGAGACUAGUAGCAGUUCUAGCUCGGAGUAUGAAACUGAUACAGAUGAUUCGGAACCUGGUGAGGAGCUCAUGAAGCCUGUGUUCGUGCCCAAAAAAUCUCGUGGCACAUUGAAACGUCAGGAAGAAAUUGCAGCAGAAGAGGAGCGACGCGAGAAACGAGAGCAGGAGAAGAUGAAGACACGAAAAAUGGAGUCGCGUCGUUUAGUUGCCGAAGACGUUCAGCGCGAGCAAAACAGCACGAAUAAAGGUGAUGAUGAUACAGAUGUGGAGAUGCCAGAUGAUACGGAUGGUCUGGAUCCGGCACAAGAGUACCGUGAGUGGGAACUGCGUGAAAUGCGUCGAAUUAAACGUGACCGAGACCGAAAGGAGCAGCGAAUAAAGGAAGAAGAAGAAGCUAGAAGGAGGCGAAACAUGACACAGGAGGAGCGCACUGCAGAGGACGCCAAAUUGAAAAAGAACGAACCCAAGCAGAAGAAGAAGCUCAAGUUUAUGCAGAAAUACUACCACAAAGGUGUAUUUUACGUAGACGACGAUAGCAUUCGCUCGAAGGAUGACGUGCGCAAGCGAGAUGCCACCGAGGCCACGCUAGAAGACAAGUUUAACAAGGAGAUGCUCCCAACUGUGAUGCAGGUCAAAAACUUUGGACGCGCUGGCCGCACGAAGUACACGCAUCUAGCAGACCAGGACACAUCCAGUCGGGACUCGUUGUGGGCCCGCAAUGACGACAUCCGCGAAAAAUACAAAAGCCAACUUGGUGGCAUGAAGGAUAUCGAUGGAUCGACGAAACGACGGAGAAAAGAGUAA
Messenger RNA from Peronospora belbahrii, 1440 nucleotides. Lineage: Eukaryota; Oomycota; Peronosporomycetes; Peronosporales; Peronosporaceae. The record is from the annotation of a GenBank genome assembly.